AGUUUGCUGUUCGCCAGCGGUUGGUACAGUCUGGUACCGUGGGAGUUACUUUAACAAACUACGAUUAAAUUUUUUAAGAUUCUAUUGUGUGGUGAAACUUUUAUUUUUGUCCGAUUCGUGAAAUACGUCAUCAUGGCAUCGGCAUCGGAGACGAUUAGUACCCCGAAGAUGAUUGUGCCGUACGAGUGGAUUCUGGCAAAUGUCGAGGAAGAACCAAUGACGAUCGCUUCGAAAAUGAUUUCGUUUCGUGGCCAAAAAGUUUUCCGAGUGGGUUUGAAGAAUCACGCCAUAUCGCCCAUUUUAUUUUUCAUGGCAGCUGAUCUUGGUAAAAUGGGAAUGAAAGUGGAAGAUGUACUGUGGGGAAUUCAAGAUGGUGGACUCGGCCCAGCAAAGAUGACGAGAAUGACAAAUGAGAUUAUCGGCGAUGAAGGAAAUCUUCAGUUAUUCACCAUUAAUCUUGCCAAAAAGGUUAUUGGAAACUGCACGUUUUCGUUUCGAAUUUGCAUUGAAGGGGCUGAUCCCGGCUAUUCCUAUCAACUGUGCGAUCGUCUGGCCAAGGAUCAAUUAUGGGCAGCCAAGGAAGAACUAAAUUUGGCGGAUGUUGAUUUUGUCGUGAAAGAUACAACAUUUCCUGCACACAAAGCCAUUCUUGCUGCCCGCAGUGAAGUGUUUGCAAGCGAAUUUGAGAAGAAACCACUAGACUUUCCUCGGUUCCGAAUGGAUGAUAUGGAACCUUCAACUGUGGAGAAUUUUCUUCACUUCAUCUACACGGGAGAGCCGAUGGGAACGUUGGCAGAUGAAGAUUUGCAGGAAUUAGCUGAUAGGUACGGACUGACAACUCUGACUGGUUUAUGCAAAGUCGCAUUGAUGAAAAAUGACGUCAUGCAAAUGGAAAAAGUCAGGAAAAGUUUAAACAGCAACGCCGAAGAACUUUCUUCUUCCAAAAUCAUGCCGGAGAAAGAAACGGAAAUAUUUUUUGAUCGGACGACGCCUACCUUUCGAUGCCCUUGGCUAUUGAAAAAAUGUGAACAGGGCCAAACUACAUGUGUGAUGCAGUAUCAAAAUGAAGAUAUUUGUGUUGCUUACUACACCGGAGUAGUAAAAAGGAAUGGAAACUAUUAUUACAUUUGGAAACCUGUGAUUCAUUUAUCAUGCGCUAAGCAUCGAAGGUUCGGCUUGAAAGUUGAAGAUAUUUAUUGCUGCCACCAGGGAUACAACCAGUUGCUCCAAAUGGAACCAAAAAAUAGUCGGAAAAACGCAGAACUACUUCACUUCGCAGCACAAACAGAUUUGGAUUUAUAUUUAGAUCAGGUUUCCAACCCAGUCUCGUUUUACUUCAAAUUCAUCAGCACGAUGGGCAAUUAUUAUUACGAGAUGACGGACGACUCUUGGUCGACGGACUUCUGGGUCGCCGCAACAAACCAGAAGUUGACGGAUGUCGAAAUAUUUGUCGGAACUGUCAAAGUGAUGGAAGCCCACCAAGUUAUUCUACGCGCACGUAGUCCUGUCCUGAAUGAAUCGUUGAACAAGAUUGGCAACACAGCAGCAAAAUCAAUCGUCACAUUUGGAGCAAAAUUCGAUGUCGAAGUUGUGAAGCAUUUCUUAAAUUUCCUGUACACCGGCUGUUUAAAGACUAGUGACAGAAGUAAGCAGCUUAGCAAAUUGGCCACAAUGUACGGAGUGGAGACUUUGAAAAAUGUGUGUCAACUACUCAAUGCCAAUUCUUUGGAUGUUGAAGAAUUGACCAACUGUCUGAUACAGCUGUAAUCGCCGGUCGAUUAGACAUCAUUCUUUUAUUAAACGUUCUCUACGAUUCUCGUGUAUCAAUGUUGUUUUCAUACAGAAAUUCAUGGAAAAUCAUUGCAUAUAAUUCAUUUUUGCCUUUCUCUUUAUUGUUUUUUGGAUUUUUGUUUCAGUUUUUAGCAAAAAAAAAAAUCUUUUCCCAUCCCGUCAUCCGGUUUUAUACAUUUUACUCCGGAAUUCCGUUGCCGCGAUUUAUGUCGCAGUAGUAUCGCAGGUGUCAUUUGUCUCUGUAAUACAAAAUAAAAAUGUAACAUCCAUUUUUUCGCCUACCAUAUGCUUUUCACCUGAUAAUAGCAAUAUUUGAUUUUAAAAAUUAAAAUAGGUAUAGCCGGUAAUGUAAGGUUGGCUUUUAUCUAUCUGUGAUGGUU
Messenger RNA from Daphnia pulex (common water flea), 2171 nucleotides. RefSeq lists its product as uncharacterized. The record is from RefSeq and is a predicted model, not a curated record. Gene Ontology annotation, cellular component: cytoplasm; nucleus. NCBI's taxonomy places the organism in Eukaryota, Metazoa, Arthropoda, Branchiopoda, Diplostraca, Daphniidae. Bases 133 to 1767 code for a protein of 544 amino acids. The transcript is spliced from 3 exons. Gene Ontology annotation, biological process: proteasome-mediated ubiquitin-dependent protein catabolic process; regulation of proteolysis. Gene Ontology annotation, molecular function: ubiquitin protein ligase binding.